Messenger RNA from Labrus bergylta (ballan wrasse), 2834 nucleotides. RefSeq names its product polo-like kinase 2b (Drosophila) (gene plk2b). NCBI's taxonomy places the organism in Eukaryota, Metazoa, Chordata, Actinopteri, Labriformes, Labridae. Gene Ontology annotation, cellular component: nucleus; kinetochore; centrosome. Gene Ontology annotation, biological process: protein phosphorylation; mitotic spindle organization. Gene Ontology annotation, molecular function: protein serine/threonine kinase activity; ATP binding; protein binding. The record is from RefSeq and is a predicted model, not a curated record.
CUGGAGCUGUAGAAGACGUCUCUCAUGGAAGUACAGAGAACUAUCGGGCCCCCACAGACGAUCAGCAGCAGUAUGUGUGAGGCCACGCAGAGGUCAGGCGAACCUCGCCGAAAGAAGACGGACGAGCGCAGUGCGCCCUCGGAGAUGGCCAGGAUUAUCACGGAUCCCGCCACGGGGAAGUGCUACUGCCGGGGGAAAGUUUUGGGAAAGGGAGGUUUUGCGAAGUGCUAUGAGAUGACCGACCUUUCCACCAGCAAAGUUUACGCAGCCAAAAUCAUCCCGCACUCGCGCGUGUCCAAACCUCACCAACGGGAGAAGAUUGACAGGGAAAUUGAGCUGCACAAAGUUCUGCACCAUAAACACAUUGUGCACUUUUAUCACCAUUUCGAGGACAAGGAGAACAUCUACAUCCUGUUGGAAUACUGCAGUAGAAAAUCAUUAGCUCACAUCCUGAAGGCUCGCAAAGUGCUUACAGAGCCAGAGGUGCGUUAUUAUCUCCGGCAGAUUGUCUCUGGUCUGAGGUACCUGCACGAACAAGAGAUCCUUCACAGAGACCUGAAACUCGGUAACUUCUUUGUGAGUGAGUCGAUGGAGCUCAAGGUCGGGGACUUUGGUCUGGCUGCCAAGUUGGAGCCAGCAGGAAACAGGAGGAAGACGAUCUGUGGAACUCCCAACUACCUGUCCCCUGAGGUGCUCAACAAACAGGGCCACGGCUGUGAAUCAGACAUCUGGGCCUUAGGCUGUGUAAUGUACACCAUGCUGUUGGGCAGGCCGCCGUUUGAAACCACCAACCUGAAGGAGACAUACAAGUGUAUAAGAGAGGCUCGUUACUCCCUGCCCUCCUCCCUCUCACCACAAGCUAAGCAGUUGAUUGCCAGCUUGCUAGCCAAGAUCCCCGAGGACAGACCCAACCUGGACCUCAUUCUGAGACACGACUUCUUCACACAGGGCUUCAGUCCAGAGCGUCUGCCAGCGAGCUGUUGCCAUUCAGCACCAGAUUUCCACGUCUCUAGUCCAGCCAAGAGCUUCUUCAAGAAAGCUGCCGCCGCACUGUUUGGUGGGAAGAGAGACAAGGUCAAAUACUACGAGACUCUAAACAAAUUAACCAAAGAGGAAGAGGAGAUCUACAAACUGCAGCACGACCUACAGAGAACUGUGAUCAGCCAACAACAGAGCAAAAAGAUCCCUGAGAAUGGAAGUCUACUUCCGCCAUCUGCUGAGAGCCCUGUCGCCCCGGCAACAGAGAGCCAGUCUCCGACGACACGAGACACCAUCCGCCUCAUCGUCAGGGGGAGUCUGGGGAGCUGCAGCAGCAGCAGUGAAUGCCUGGAAGACAGCACAACAGGAAGUGUAGCUGAGACUGUUGCCAGUGUUUUGAGAGGAUGUCUGGAGAAUAUGCCAAAAGCGGACGACAUUCCUCAGGGCUCUAACAGCUGCAGUCUUCAAUGGGUGACUAAAUGGGUGGACUACUCCAACAAGUACGGCUUUGGCUACCAGUUGUCUGAUCACACCGUGGGAGUCCUCUUCAACAACGGCACUCACAUGAGCCUCCUGCCAGACAGAAAGACCAUUCAUUACUAUGCAGAACUGGGUCAGCGCUCCGUCUUCCCCACCUGCGAGGUUCCUGAACACUUUGUGGGUCAGGUGACUGUGCUCAAGUACUUUUCCCACUACAUGGAGGAGAACCUGAUGGACGGAGGGGACCUGGGCAGUACGACAGACACACACAUGCCCAGACUCUACCUGCUGCAGUGGCUCAAGUCCGACCGCGCCCUCAUGAUGCUCUUCAACGACGGCACCUUCCAGAUCAACUUUUACCAUGACCACACCAAGAUCAUCCUGUGCUGCCAGAGGGACGAGUACAUGCUGACAUACAUCAACGAGGACCGUGUCUCCAAAACCUUCAAGCUGAGUUCCCUGCUGACGUCCGGCUGCCCGCACGACCUUCGAGAACGAAUGGUGUACUCUCUCAACAUGCUUCUGCAGAGAGCCAGCUAAACCAAUACAAUCAUAUGUUUGGACUAUGACAAAAAAAUAAGACUGAUCCACACGUUGUGCUGCUGCAGUGCUGCAGUGGAACCAGGAUCUGCGCUGGAAGGACAAUAGAGGAUGGACCGGUGGAAAGUUAAUUAACAUUCCAACACUGUUGCACCUUCGUGCCGUUGGGAAAAUAAUACAGACAGACUCUGUGGAUGGGGAAAUGAAAUGUAGCGCAAUGAAACCGGAUGCUAAAGGGCUGAUUUGUAUGUUGAUUGUAAGAGGAGAAGAAAGACUGGGCAUGUUGGUACGAAUGUGAACCUCAUAUUUUUAGGGGAGGGAAAAUGUACGAUGUUUGGAAAGUAGAGACAGAACGCUGGGCUGGCACCAGCUUAAAUGUGUACAGUACAGUGGAUACUGUUUUAUAGAGACAAAGAAUAAACUGAUGCUCUGAGUGUAACCAGAGCUAAACUGUGGAAGCCUGUAAAUGAUGUACAGUGAAUGUCACAGCCCACUCAGCAGUGCAGAGGAAUGAUUGCUAAUGUGUGCGGAAGCUACGGAGUCCGGCUGUUUUUAUGUGUGUGUGUGUUGUGUGUGUGUGUGUGAGUGGGAUGGGUGUAUCAUCACAUUAACUUUGAAAAACUGUGAUUUAUUCUCUUUACUGACAGAUGGAUUGAGCUGAGAUCAGGGAUGAUGAGUUUGGUGGGAGAGAGAAUUACAUUAACAAAACAGUACCAAGGAUCCUCUGAGGGUCACUUCAGAGCAAUUACCACCUUGGUAGAAAAUGUCCUACAUAACUUAUUGUGUAGUAUUUAUUUAUUUAAUAAUAAUAAAAAAACAUUUUGCAAAGAAAAAAA